CGUCUUUGUGACGUCACACACAUUGUCAGCUACCCUGCUUCCGCCGCGGUGCCGUCGAGGCGGAGAACAGUCGUCAUCGUUCGAAUGAAAAUGGCCGCAGGACCUCUUUCUGUUUCUUCAAACGCGUCCACAAACAAUGAUGGCAUCCUCAUUGGUGAUAAAGUUUACUCCGAAGUGUACCUUACUAUCGACAACUCGCUCAUACCCGAGGAAAGGCUCUCUCCGACACCGUCAAUGCUCGACGGCCUCGACCUACACACGGAGACCGACCUUCGCAUCCUGGGAUGUGAGCUGAUUCAGUCGGCGGGGAUUCUUCUCCGUUUACCACAGGUAGCCAUGGCAACCGGGCAAGUGCUUUUCCAUCGUUUCUUUUACUCCAAGUCCUUCGUAAAGCAUAAUUUUGAGAUUGUUGCUAUGGCUUGUGUUAACUUGGCCUCCAAGAUUGAGGAAGCACCGAGGCGAAUACGAGAUGUCAUCAACGUCUUCCAUCACUUGAAGCAGAUAAGAGUCAAAAAGACUCCAAGUUCAUUGAUUCUUGAUCAGAACUACAUUAACACCAAAAAUCAAGUCAUCAAAGCUGAGCGGCGUGUUCUAAAGGAGUUGGGCUUCUGUGUACAUGUCAAGCAUCCCCACAAGAUUAUUGUCAUGUACCUGCAAGUCCUGGAGUGUGAAAAGAACCAGACACUGGUCCAGACAGCCUGGAACUACAUGAAUGACAGCUUGCGGACAAAUGUGUUUGUGAGGUUCCAAGCAGAGACCAUUGCCUGUGCCUGCAUAUACCUUGCUGCUCGAGCUCUGCAGAUACCCCUACCGUCUAGACCCCACUGGUACCUCCUAUUUGGAGCAACUGAUGAUGAGAUUAAAGACAUCUGUAUCACCACCCUGAAACUAUAUACAAGGAAGAAGCCCAACUAUGAGCAGCUGGAGAAAGAAGUGGAGCGGAGGAAGGUGUUCAUAGCAGAAGCUAAACUAAAGGCCAAAGGGCUCAAUCCUGAUGGCACCCCGGCAUUAUCCACUCUGGGGGGCUUCUCACCUGCUUCCAAACCCUCUUCUCCAAAUGUGGUUAAAGUAGAAGAGAAGUCGCCCAACAACCAGACUGCCAAAGCAGUUAAAAAGGAGCCAGAUAGUCGCACUCAGAUUACAAAGAGUCCACACAAUGGGUUGCGAAAAGAGGUAAAGAUUGGGAGGACCAGUAGGAGUGGAAGCCGUUCCCGCUCGAGAACGCGCUCACGUUCUAGAUCUCGUUCUCCCCGCAGACAUUACAACAGCAGGCGCAGUCGCUCAGGGACUUACAGUUCUCGCUCGCGCUCUCGAUCUCACAGUCGGAGUCCUUCCCCUCGGAGACAUCCUCCUUCACCCCUCCUCCCCCACCUGAAGUCCAAGGCAAGCCAUCAUGGUAACAGUGACUCCAAGACAAGUGCACGCCAUGGCAACAGUGGUAGCAGUCAUAAGAGGAAGCGCUCACGUUCCCGCAGUCCGGUCAAAGUUGAUAGGGAACGGGACAGAGAGCGGGAAAGGGACAGAGAGCGUACCUCCUUUGACCUGUCUUCAAAAAAACACAAACACGAACGAGGCGGUGGUCAUCGAGGUGACAGGAGAGACAGGGAGAGAUCCCGGUCAUAUGAAAGGGAAAGGGACAGGGAGCGUAGUCACAAGAGCAAGCAUCACAGCAGCAGUGGACAUUCAGGACACAGUCGACACCGGCGCUGAAGUUUACCAGUAUUUUCUUUCCCUGUUGACGUUCACUUCAAGGUAUAAGGGAACGAAGAUAUUCUGUCCAGGCAAGUCAGUCAUUGUGCGGGACUUUGGAACAAGAACUAAGAAAAAAAUGUAAAUAGAGAGAGCUAAGCCCCACUUGCUCACUGAAAGUAUGCCAACAUUGACCUUCAGGCUACAUUGCCUGCCUUUUAGUUUGGUUUCUAGGUUUCUCCAAACACAUCCUUUACUCUUUACUACAAAGGUUUUCUUUUAUAGGAACGUUCAUUUUGGUACAAACGAGUAACAUUGAUGUUUGUAGCUCAUGCUGAUAAUUUGUCACCUGAAUGCAACAUGCAGUGUCUUUUUGAAGUCGCUGGAGUCUGCCUGAUGUCACGCCUGCAGCUAACAUUUAGCACAGGUGCUUGAUGUUGAUGUAGACUGUCUGAGGAACCCAGGCUGUGGCCAACAUAACCAGCACCCCACUGCUCUUGUAGUCAAUGUCACAUGACUAAGGUACUGUGAUGUGAGGAACAGAGCUGCCCCAACCUCCCACCCCAACUCACCACUACCAUCCCUCUAGCCUGCCCUGUCUGGUGGAUUUCAUGUGAAGUUACAUUUAGACAGCAAAACAUCUAUUUACAGUGUAAAGUUGGAUUGAUAUUCGCUGACGAUGUGAUUGCUUUAAUUUUUUAAAGCCAAGUUAAGUGCUCAGUGGAUUAGGGUGAACUUGUACAAAUAAAAAUGUUCAGGAAAGACCAGUUUGCACAUGGAGUGAUUGGCAGGCAGGUGCAUUUUGUGUUUGUCAAAAUGUAAGUAGCUUAAGUGCUUUUUUUGUUGCUUUUUUUGGGUUAAAUUUCCAAAGAGCGGUUUUGAUAUUGACCAGUUAUUUCUGUUUUGAUCAGGGGAUGCAGACUUCAUUAGAAGAUGUUUUAGGGCAGUUAACUGGUUACACUGGUUUUAGACUGCACAUAUUCAUGUCCAAUUUUUAUUCAAUAAAUGAGUUAUAGCACUGAAUUGUUUGGGU
Messenger RNA from Dunckerocampus dactyliophorus (ringed pipefish), 2722 nucleotides. It is a transcript of the gene ccnl1a, whose product is annotated as cyclin L1a. Bases 85 to 1710 code for a protein of 541 amino acids. The transcript has 10 exons. NCBI's taxonomy places the organism in Eukaryota, Metazoa, Chordata, Actinopteri, Syngnathiformes, Syngnathidae. Gene Ontology annotation, molecular function: cyclin-dependent protein serine/threonine kinase regulator activity. Gene Ontology annotation, cellular component: nucleus. Gene Ontology annotation, biological process: regulation of transcription by RNA polymerase II. The record is from RefSeq and is a predicted model, not a curated record.